CGGAGUCUCAAGUUGUGCGAAUGAAUCCAUCGUCAUGCGCGCGUCACGGCGAGCCAGCAGAUCUACACGCGCAAUCGACCCCAACAGCUGUGCAUCACACUUGCUAAACUGAGAAACGAGUCGACCCUUCUGAGAAGGCCGCUCUCUCGCUUGCACUGCACAGGCCAACACCUCUACUACCGCCACACACACAAAAAGGGGCCGUCACUUCUUUGGCCGCACAAAAUGGUUGCAGUAGCCGCCAGGAUGGGCAUCAAGGUAUAGCUGAUGGUACCCCUCCGCCCUGACAGAAAUCGCGUACACCGCACAGACGGCAGGUGUGCGCAUUGGCUCAUCAGCUCCGACGUGCUCGGCUUCCUGCUCACCGGAAGAAAUCUUCGGGCUUUGCCGGCACGACCUGCGUGGUGAUUGGCGCGCCCCACUGCUUGCCCUGCAUCUCAGCCAUCUUGGCGUUGGCCGCCUCCUUCUGGCUGUCGCUGUGAUAGAAUAUGGCGCUGCGGUACUGAGUGCCCACGUCGUUGCCCUGGCGGUUCAGGGUUGUUGGGUCGUGUAGCCUCCAGAAGUAAUCGAGCAAGGUCGCAUAGUCGACCUUGUCCUGGACACAGCACAAAGGGCCACGUGAGAAGGUUUUCUGCGGCCGGCCAGGGUAGGACAGUCAGCUCACCGGGUAGUAUUCCAGUUGCAGGGCCUCGGCAUGACCCGUUCCUCCAGUGCACACAUCCUCGUACGUGGGGCUCGCCUUCUGUCCGCCGAUAUAGCCUACGCUGGUGCUCUUGAGAGCAGCGCCAAACUGACCGACAGGACACAGGGCACGGAACACGCCAAGAAGCUUGUAGUCUUUCAUGCAUUCAGCCCUGCAUCGUCACUCACCUCUUUGCGAAACCACUUCUCCAUGCCCCAGAAGCAGCCGCCAGCGAAGGUCGCAUACUGCACCAAACACAGAAUGCAGUUGUUGCGCCAUCACCUCCCGGUGCCCCUGUGUCCGGCGCUGACCUCGGUCGGCUUGCUUGGAUCUGCGCCCUUGACCAGGUUUGGUCCCUCGGGAAUGGCUGUCGACUUUGAGGCCAUCGAUGAACCCAUCCACAGACACAGAUACCACACUCUGAAACCACAAACACAGGAUGAAGAUGAAUAGGUCUGAUUUGUUUUUGAUUGCUGAAUCUCCCCUGCCGCACCUGAUGCUGAUCUUCCCUUUCUGCGCUGAGAUGCAGCAGCAGCGGCAAUGCGCUGAGAUGCAGACGUGCGAGCUUGAAAAGGUUGAGCGCGCAUUUGGGGCAAGAGAGCUUCCGCCUUGGAUGAGUGCAUAGCGUGUUGUACAGCUUGUUGGCACUGAAGGCCAUCACAUAGGCCAU
Messenger RNA from Vitrella brassicaformis, 1352 nucleotides. The record is from the annotation of a GenBank genome assembly. NCBI's taxonomy places the organism in Eukaryota, Vitrellaceae.